CAGGAGAGCAGGAGAUGACAGCCCGAUGUUGACACAGAAGAGACUGGGCAUAAGAAAACCCCGUGAGACCAGCCGGUUGUGCAGACCUGGGCCUUGGGGGCUCGGGACCCCAUGAGACUCAUCCCUGGGCCCCCAGGCUUGACUCUGUGGCCAGCAGCGGCCAAGCCGUGGGGCGCAGCAGACCCCGGGACCCUCCCGCCACGGCCUCCAGGGCACCGUCGGGGCCGAGCUGCUGGAUCCUGCGCUUGGGUCACAGCAACGCCAUGCAGUGCUACGGGCCUGGGGAGGAGUGACCUAAGAGCUGUUCGGCGGAGAAGGAUUCGAGGGGACUGGCUGACAGCCCGUAUGAGCGAGCGGUGCCCAAGUGGCAAAGAACGACAGUGGCAUCUUGGCCUGUAUCAGGAAUAGUGUGGCCAGCAGGACCGGGGCAGUGGUAGUGCCCCUGUGCUUUGCAAUGGUGAGGCGGCACCUCCCAGUGCUGUGAUCUGUUUCUGGGCCCCUCAGUUUAAAAGAAUAUUGAUAUGCUGGAGAGUGUCCAGAGAAGGGAAACAAGGCUCUAGAAAACCUGUUUUACAAAGAACGCCUGAGGGAGCUGGGGUUGUUUAGUCUCGAGGAGGGUCGGGGGACCUCACUGCUCUCUACAGCUGCCUGAAGGGAGGUUUUGGGAGCCGGUCUCUUCUGCCUUGCCUACUGUGACAGGACUAGCGGGAAUGCCCCUAAACAGAGACAGGAGACGUUCAGAUGAGACAUUAGAAAAAUAUUUUCCACCGCUAGGGCGGUCAAGGAUUGGAAUAGAUUUGCCAAGGAGUUGGUGGAGUCGCCAUCCCUGGAAGUGUUCAGGAGGCGUCCGAAGGGCAGCGCUGGGCGAUGUGGUUUAGGGGGGACUCUCCGAUUCCACGCAGGCGGCGCUGUGACGGGCGGGCGGCGGCGCCGCGCCUGCGCGAGAGCGGCCGCUUCCUGCGCGGUGCCGGCAUGGCGGGAGCGUUCCUGAUGGAGAUCAGGCGGGCGACGCAGAGCGCGCUGCUGGUUAUCCGCGAGGCGGCGGAGCUCCCCAGCGCGCCGGUGGAGGUGUCGGUGGGCGCGGAUUCCCUGGAAGUGAGGAGCGGCGGGAGCUGCGAUGCGGCGGCGCUGCCGGCAGGGGUCAGCCUGGCGCCGUCCUCGUGCCGCGGGCUCCGGCGCCUGCGCGGGGACGGGCUGCACCUGCGCGUGCGCCUGCGCCGCCCGCCGCCCACCGCCGAUGUGGUUUUUACUUUGAGGGAAAGCCUGAAACCCAACAAGAAUUUAAUCUUUUACUGUCAGUCCUGUGGGGACAUCGUAGUGAACGACCGCAAAUUUCUCAGAGUUCUUCCUCUACCGAGUGAAAACUGGAGUGAUUUAGUUGAAGAGUGGUGUUGUCACCCCGACCCCUUUGCCAGAAGAACUUUGCACCCUCAGCAUGGUGACUGUUUUGUUGGAGACACUUUUCUUCUGUUGAAUUCAAAAAAUGAAUCACAUGUGCCUGAAUCUCCCAUGUGCUGCUCAGAGGCUGAACACCAUGUUUCGCAGAGUGAUUCGAACUUGAAGUCAAAAGAAAAUACCAGAGUAAUUUGUAAGCGCUGCAAGACAUUGCUGGGAGAAACAGUUUCAUCAGGUACCACUAAAUAUUAUGUCACUGAGGUGAUUAUUCAGUCAGCUGAGGGAAGUUUCAGUCCAACACCAAGGUCUCAAUUUGUACAGAGCAUUGUUGCUCAGUGUCUUUUGGAAUUAUCCUCUGCUAAAAGCACAUUUAGAUUCACCAUAAAAGGAGAUAAUGGAAAAACCUAUAUUCUGAUCUGGCUUUUAAAUUCUGACACAUUGCUGGUAGAAUCUAUGGGAAGUUCCUCUUCCCACAGUGAUUUUACACUGUUUGGAGAUAUCCUUACACCUAGCUCUGGACCAGUGGGAUCCUGGAAUGCUCUCAAAGUCCUUUACCAGCCAUGCAUUCAAUGCAGAAAUAAAGAGCUUGCUGAUGCAUGGGAAGAUGAUAUGGGAGUUCAUCCUUUAAAGUUUCCAUCAGAAACAUGUUUGGAAUUAUUGUUGAUACUGGGUCUGAGUACCACAUCUCUGCCACCUUCACUUCGAUGCAUGAAUUCUUUUCAGGUUGCCUUUUUGAAGAUGUGAAGAACGAAGAUACCUGUGUUGAAAACUGUUGUUAGAUUUAUUUUCAGGAGAAAAGUGUACAGAUAACUUCCAGUAGUGGGACUUUCAGAAGAAAAUCCCCUGGCAAUGCAAAAGAAAAUGGAGUGGGGUGGGUGGGUGUAUUCUUCAUAUCUGAAUGUGUUUCAAAACCAAAGACUCGACUUUUGUAUCCAGUGCAUUCUUAGAUGUCAUUGGAAGAGUGACUUACCUGUCAGUCCAAUGACAUCCAGCUGGGAUGACUAUUAUGAUGUCUUCACUGCUAAAAGGAAAUUCCCAAUAUAUCUUGUACUACCUUUACCAGUGUUUGUUAGCAAUGCAUGUAUCCUUAGGAAAGUUUACAACCGGUAGCAAAUGUUUUAAAAUGUCAUGGAUACUAAUGUGAGUUAUUUGCCUUCUUUGUUCUGGUGAAGUUAGAGGUCCAUCUUUAAAAUAUAAAAAUCUCUUUUUUGUAAAACUGACAUAUUUAUUAUGUAUAUUGUUUCUUCAUUAGGGUUUGCCUCUCUGCUUGAGAGUGAAGGAAGACAGUUUCUGCAUUCCUACAUCAUAUGAUGUUAUGGAGAAUCAAGGUUUUAUAGUUCUUUGGAAUAAUUAUUAUUAUUUCAAGGAAAGUUAACAUGUCCUUUACGCAUUAAAUGAUCCUAACAUAGAAAGUGAUCCUACAAAGUGUUGGACACCUCAGUUUUACACAUCCAAAGACAAGGAGCUGAGGCCUCACAGCACCCACUCUGGAUAUAAUUUUUCUGUUAUUAUUUUAGUUUUCAGCAUUGAAGGAAGAACAAAGUUAUUCUGACUUUUGUAUUCAGGGACUAAAUUAUCUAGCUCCAAGAUAUUUUGUUUAUGCACCAAUGUUGAGUCAUUUUAUGAAUAAAAUAUUUUUUCUAAAUUAGUUUACCAUUUGUUGUGCUUAAUUUCUGUGACAGUUUCAGCUUCCCAUGAUGCCUUGAGAAGGCUGACCUAGAACACAGGCUAGACAGAGUUAAAGAAUAAAGUAGGUAUUUAUUAAAAGGCUUUAAUGGAUACACCUUGGGCAGUACAAGAGCCUGGCUAGGGCAACACCCAUGAUGAAUCCAAAAUGGUCACCGGUCCAAAAAAAAUGGACAACCAGUCACAGGGUCUCACACUUUUAUAAGUUUUGGUCCAUUUGCGUAUUGGGGUUAAUUGUCCAAUUACACCUUCAGAUUAUAAAGUCCCAUCCUUCUUGUUUUCUCUCUUCAGUCCACCGUUGCUUAUGCUCUCGGGCCUGAAACUUGUAUAGGUUGUCCUUGGUCUCAAGCUAGAAAAGGAAUUGUUUUGUCCGCCUACUCUGUGAAGAGAGCUUACUAACACUUAAUAUGAAGCUCAGAAUUACACACCUAGGCAGCACAGAGACUGAAAAAUAUGAACACUAAAACUUAAGGCAUCAUUUCUCUCCUUUAGAGGCUUGACAAAGCCUUUACUUUGUCGAGUCUCUAUUUUAAAUAUCUACUAAUAAUGGGUACUUAGUAACAGAUAAGUAACAAUAGUAAACAACUAACAAUAACAAACAUCUAAAAUAAUAAAUAUCUAACAACAGAUAAAUACCUAAGUAUCUAAGUAUGCCUGAGCAAUUUGCGAAGGAAAUAAUUCAUACCACACCAAAAUAUUCCAUCUUUAAAAUAUUUUUCAGCCUAUGGUGCUGUGGUUUGUGGCUCCAGUGGUGGCUCCAACAUCAAUAUUUUGACAAUAGCUGAACUUUCUUUUAUUUCACACCCUGCACCCACUUUCUCCAGUAAAGAGGGGCAAGAAGUUAGAGGGGGGACACAGCAGGGACAGCUGAUCUUAAUUGUCCAAGGAAUAUCCUGUACCAUACAGCAUCAAACACAGCAGUGAAAGUGGUGGUAGAAGAAGAAAGGGGAUAGAGGGGUGUUUUCCAAGUUUUUGGUUGCCCAGAGAAUACCUAAGCAUUGGUCUGCUUGUGAUGAGUUACUGCCUUUGCGUUACUUUAUUCCAUUUUUGUUUGAUCUUUUUUUUUUCCUCUUUAUUUAUUAAACUUUCAACUCACAGAUUUUCUUGCUUUUUUCUUCCUGUUCUCUGCCCCAUCAUGCUGGUAAAGGAAUGAGGGCAUGAGUGAGUAGCCAGAUGGGUGCUUGCUUACCUGCUGGCCAGGGUUGACCCACCACAAUUACAAGUAAAGUUGUGAAAUCCCCAAAAUGAAAAGAAUAAAUCUCUCUGUUCAAGCUGCCCUCCAUUUGGGGAUAUUUUCCUUCUCCAUCUUCUCAAUGGUCAUAGUUGCCUGUGUCUGUACCAGCAGCAGGGCAAUUUGACACAUUUAGUGUCAUUUUUUCCUUUCUUUGAUUCUAGCUCUGAGACCUCUACUGAUGUUUAACUACUGAAAUUACUGGAAAAUAUCAGACCACAUAUGAUAAUAUAUAAUUGCCUCUGAUGUCUUUCCAUUUGAAAAUAGAUUAAUUUGGCCAUGUUCAGAAAAUAAAUGCUCAUGUGCCCUCCCAGGUACCAGGCAGUAUGUUAUUCAGAACUCCUGUUUCUGAACACAACUUUAUUGGGUCUUUUUUCUCCCCUCCUAUUUUUUAUGUCACAUUUCCUACUGAGCCAGUAGUGGAUUUGAGGUUUGACAAGUUCAUUUGACACUUUCUUGAAAUAUCUCUGCUUUAUAAAAGCAAAACUUGGCCUUUGUUAUCUUUGCAGUGAACCAUGGGCUCUUGUAAAAAAUGGACUUAGGUCCAGGAAGACAAUGUUGAGUUCCCCUCACAACUUCUUCCUUGACCCUUUGUCGUGGUUUGAGAGGAAAUGAGUUUUUGGGAGGUGGUAGUGGUCAAACCAAUAGGUGCCCAGAUGUGGAUAUUGGC
Motacilla alba alba is the source of this 4982-nucleotide messenger RNA. It is a transcript of the gene UBE3D, whose product is annotated as ubiquitin protein ligase E3D. The record is from RefSeq and is a predicted model, not a curated record. Gene Ontology annotation, molecular function: ubiquitin conjugating enzyme binding; ubiquitin protein ligase activity; cyclin binding. NCBI's taxonomy places the organism in Eukaryota, Metazoa, Chordata, Aves, Passeriformes, Motacillidae. Gene Ontology annotation, cellular component: cytosol; ubiquitin ligase complex; nucleus. The transcript has 10 exons. Bases 868 to 2139 code for a protein of 423 amino acids. Gene Ontology annotation, biological process: protein monoubiquitination; protein autoubiquitination; protein polyubiquitination.